UUGGGGCUGAUAGGCGCGGGCCGGAAUACCCGUGACCGCCAUAUUCCAGGAUUCCUUAAUGUAGAAGGCGUUGAAUUGGCUGCAGUAGCCAAUCGCAGCCGGGAAUCGGGUCAGCGGGUGGCCGAUUCCUUCAACAUUCCAACUGUUUACGAUAACUGGCGGGACCUGCUUGACGAUCCCUCCAUAGAUGCGAUUUGCAUCGGCACGUGGCCUUAUAUGCACCGCAACCUCACCCUCGCCGCCCUGGAGAAGGGCAAGCAUGUGUUGACCGAGGCCCGCAUGGCGGCGAAUGCACAGGAAGCCAGGGAAAUGCUGGAGGCUUCCAGGAAUCACCCCGAACUGAUUGCCCAGAUCGUUCCGGGGCCCUCCACGUUCAAGGUAGACAACCUGAUCCAGCAAAAGGUUGCCGAGGGCUACCUGGGUGAUUUGCUGGCGGUAGAAGCACAGGUGGUCUCUCCUGCCUUUGUAGACGCCGGCGCCCCGCUGCACUGGCGGCACAAUCGCACUUUCAGCGGAUACAACAUCUUGAACAUGGGCAUUUACUAUGAGUGCCUGAUGCGCUGGACCGGACCGGCUGUUCGAGUCAUGGCGAUGACCAGGGUUAACGUUCCCGGCCGAUUGGACGAGGACGGGAGCAUGCACGCGGUGACCAUACCCGACCACGUGGACGUCCUCAUGGAGUUUGCUAACGGCGGUCAGGGACACAUGCGGGUGAGCGCGGUAACCGGAUUGGCUCGGGGGACCGAGGUCUGGUUGCACGGAAGUCAGGGAACCCUGCGGGUUGCUCCGAACCUGGACGUUUAUGGUGGACAGCGGGGCGAUAGCCAGCUCGAGCCCAUCGACAAUCCGCCGGAAAUCCAGUAUUCCUGGCGGGUGGAAGAGGAGUUCAUCAGCGCCAUUCGCGGCGACGAGCCGGUUACUCGAACUCCCUUCGACGUGGGCCUGCACUACAUGGAGUUUACCGAGGCGGUAACCCGCAGCGCUCAGACCGGGCAGGCGAUUUCACUGCCGCUAUAA
Messenger RNA from Geodia barretti, 1017 nucleotides. Lineage: Eukaryota; Metazoa; Porifera; Demospongiae; Tetractinellida; Geodiidae. The record is from the annotation of a GenBank genome assembly.